CCUUCUGCGCAAGGUCCUUCUGCGGUGCGAGCGACGUCGGGCUACGCGGACAGUGACGGCUUUUUAGAAAGACCAGCCAUGGCAGAGGUUCAGCAGCUGUCAACAGCCCCCUUCGACCCGCGCUUUCCUAACCAGAACCAGACCAGGCACUGCUAUUCGUCGUUCGUAGACUAUCAUCGCUGCAUCAAGAAGAAGGGCGAGGACUACGCGCCGUGCGAAUACUUUAAGAAGACGUACAAGUCCCUCUGCCCCAACUCGUGGGUGGAGAAAUGGAACGAUCAGUUGGAAAACGGCACGUUCCCCGGGAAAAUCUAGCUGGUGGAACCGCCGGAGCCGGUGGGAGUGAAUGAUCCCUGUCAUGUCGCGCCGUCGCUGUCGCCGUCGCCGGACCUGUACGGGGCCGCCAUCGCGCAGAAUAAAGGGGUUCGCGAAGACGCUCCGUGAUGUAGGCAGAUGAAAAGUGGUAAACAUGUGCGCGUGGUGUACACCAAAUAAAUUAUGUAAACAUUC
Molecule: messenger RNA, 510 nt
Organism: Pollicipes pollicipes
Lineage: Eukaryota; Metazoa; Arthropoda; Thecostraca; Pollicipedomorpha; Pollicipedidae
Product: cytochrome c oxidase subunit 6B2
Exons: 3
Coding region: 79-315 (78 amino acids)
Cellular component (GO): respiratory chain complex IV; mitochondrion
Source: RefSeq, a predicted model, not a curated record